AGUCGGAAAGGCACGUGAUGUGUAGAGAUUUCCUUCGCAGAUCAGUGGGUUACAGAUAGUUAAAUGACUGUUUGAGCCGGUAAAUGUCACAUGUUUAUGUGCUCAGUGAUAAACGUGGAGUAGAGUUACCGUAAUCUCAAACCGUAAGGAUGCUAAAGCCGAAAGUUCUCACUGAAAUCUUGGGCCAGGCAAUCAGUGGAGGAGUCAUCAGCUCACUGUAAGUCUUCCAGAUAAAGCUUUUCUACACCUAAAGAUUGACCCUUAAACACUGAGUUCAACCGCUAAAGGUAAUGAAGAUUCUUCAUGAAGGGUAAAGAACACUCUAAGGAUGAUGGACGAAUAUACUGCUGGUUAUUAAACUCGAUUGCUAUAACACUUACUCAUCGUUAAACGUUACAUGUUAUAAAUCACAUGUGAAGGCUUGCAUGCACAUCAGUGUAAUGAAAGAGCGACCUAUUCAUGACCAUUAAACUCAGAGAAUGGUUCAGAAAUCACGUGUCAUGGAAGGUAACGAUUUGAUAAUCACACGAGGUAUGAAAGUAAAAUAAAGCGAGUUUGCUUCGAACUUAGCAGUUACCUAAAUAAUCAGUUUCUAUUAAUUAAUCUUUGCUAGUUCUUCCACAGACAACCUUCAACAGAAUUUCCAAAGGACCAAAUGUUACAUUAGUAAUUAAAACUGAACCAAAAUAAAAAUUUGGCAGCACCAUUAUCCUUUUUUUUCAGUUUAGUUUACAAUGAUACGAAAAACUGUCAGAGAUAGUUGCUACAAUGUAUAUGGCACUGUUAGUUUUACUCUAAAUCAGUCUCAUUGAACAUCAGGACUGAUUUCAUUUUCUAAUUAAUUAUUCAUGUGAUGGGCAAAUCUUUUGGGUCAAAACAGUGUACAUCCCAAUAAUACUUGGCAACAUGAGAUGACUGUUACUUGUGCUUAUCUAUACUCUGGUGUCAGUGCCUGGAUGUAUCUUUUAACUAAAUUACUUAAACAAGUCAAAUGAAAAUGUAUAAACCAUACUACACCCUACUGGUUUACAUCAAAUUUUGAAAUGGAAAAUUUUACCAAAUACGAUUUAUCCAAUUUAUUUGUUUGUUUAUUUAUUUACCUAACUAUUCACAAGUAGACAAUUGUGUAUGUUGCUUACUUUAUUGUAAAAAUAUUCCCCUUAGACUUAUCAACCAAGAGGGCUCACUGUUAUCAUAUGCUGGAUCAGGUGAUAAGGAUGCUAAAGUGACAGCAGCCAUUGCAUCUAGUAUAUGGGCAGCAUAUGAAAAAAAUGGAAAAAUGGCCUUCCAUAGUGAUGAGCUUAAAAUGAUCUUCAUGGAUUGUGAGGUUUGUAUCUGUUCACUUUAUCUUAUACCAACUAGUCUGUUCAUGUAUACUUUCUAACUUUUGGCUGUUUGGCCUCUUACUUAGAGUCAGGUGCAAAUAUGUUAAAAAGUGCUUAGUAGUGGUUGCAAGUAUACACAUGUCAAUAUAGACAUUCACAAAUUUUUUUUUAUCAGCUAACAUUUAGCUCAUGGGAGAUGCACCAGCCUUUGGUUUCUGAGGCACCUGCUAGUUUACAUAACAAUAAAUUACCUGUUUUGAUCUGAAAUGCAUUUUAUCUGGUGUUGUUUUUUUAUGCCUGGCUACUAAAAAGUUUCAAGAGAACACUUUUCUAGUGAUAUGGGCCACUGGAUUUGAAAGAAUACUUUGCAUUUUCCUGAUUGCACCUUAUGUUAACUACACCAAAUCUAAGGGAAACAUCAACAACUUUUUCUUAGAGAAUCAAUACUUUACAGAGAGAUGUGCCUCUCAGGUGAUGUGAGUCACAUCAGUACUCAAAGUGAGAAUCUCCAGAUCAUUGCAAGUGUAAUUUUUGCUGUUCUUACUGAAAGCAAUGCAAAGUAAGUGUCAAGCCAGAGUCUGCAGACUUUGAAUAAAACUCUUAGAUAGUAUUGAGAGUUUUGUUCUUUUCUGUUAUUUUCUCCAGGCACUAUCUACCAAAUAAUAAAUUUGCAAGUCCAUGAUUUAAUAAAAUAAGGCAAUUCUACCAAAGAACUUCACACAUCAACUCCUGUUUUUCUGUAUACGUGCCAUCAUGUUAAGAUAAAUGUUGUGCAUCUGUUGAUUCAGUAGUUCUAUGGUAGAACUAUGACAGGUUUAGGAGAUUCCUUUAAAACUGAAUGUCUUACUUCAAGGCUAGAAUUGAAUGGUUAUGCUCAUUACUUGAGUUUGUAAUAAUUGAUAUUUCCUUUUUUGUUAAGGAGGGAAAAGUUGUCAUCACAAGGGUGGCUAAUCUAAUCCUUUGUCUUUAUGCACAACAAUCUGUAGGACUAGGAAUGCUCAAAGCAAAGGUAUUGUCAAUAUUCCUUCUGUUAAAUGCCCACUACAUUUAAUUGUGAACACAAGAAAUGGACCAGUUAGUACAGGUUUAAAUUUAACUUAAUUUUUUUACAGUAAAGUUUAUUUUAUGUUUGAACAGGCAGAAGCAUUAGCUGAAUACCUCGAGCAACCACUGAAACAAGUUGCCACAUCAUGACAAGAUGAUUAAUUAAUCAAUUUACCCAUACACAGCCCUCAGUAACAAAACCAAUUAACAUAACUGAAGUGAUUUGCCAGGAAUCAUUUUCUCUCACUUUACCUUGUACUCCCAAUAUCUAGAUUUGUGUCAAUCCUCUUUUUAAGUUGAAAGGUUGAGUUUCAGAUGUGGUCAAUAAGCAAUCUAUCAUCUCUUUAAAAUAUCUAAAUAUUAACCUCCAUAUGGUGUGAAAAUUUUUUGUGAUAUUUGGUCAUGGACAUUGUCUGUUCCAAGAAGUGAACAAUUUUCUGAAAGCAGAGCUUGAGAAAACUGUGAGCUUCAAGGGGCAAAUGUCCAAGGGCAAAUAUACAUGCAAUAUGUCAAGCCUAGAGAAAGCCAUUGUGUUUAUUAUCCGUCAAAUACUUUUCAAACCACCUUAAAUGAAAUGUGCUCAGUCAACUAUUUGCAGAGGACUUUUUUUGCCUUAUUAAUUGUUGAAUUUUUUUUUUUUUUUUGACAAAUAUUAAUAGACAUUUCCCAGUUUUAGCAGGGGCAUGUUUAGUCACCUGGCACACUUUAGCCAAUUGUACUUACUGUGAGCUAAAAUGUUUGAUGGACCCUUGAAAGACAUUUUCAGUGAACAAGCACAAGGUCUUAAUUGAUGUAAACCCAAUUCUGGCAACUGAAACUAAGGAAUGUAUAGCAAUCGAAAAGGAGAAUUUAAAAUUGGAUUUUGAGUGGUUAGAGAGGGAGUUUGAUGUUGGAAUUCACAACUGAGGCCGAUAAUUAGAAUUUGUGAAGGCACAACCAGAUGCAUUGAUAUUCUACUAUUUUAAAUAAAUUAAGUUUGAAAUCUGAGGUUAAUAAAACACAAAACAUGAAAAUGUAGAGUUGAGUUGUCAAAACAUCUAAGAUAUAAGUUAAUGAUGGGACUUUGAUGAUGUUGGAAACAUCAACAACUUUUUCCUAAAUACUUUAUAGAGAAGUGUGCUUAUCAGGUGAUGAGUUACUGUUAGUAUUUAAUACCACUUUAAAUGAGAUUCUCUAGAUCAUUACAUGUAGUUUUUGCUGCUCUUACUGAGAGUAAAUCUAAGUUAAGCAUCAAGCCAGAGAAUGCAGAUUUUGAAUAAAACUCUUUGACA
Pocillopora meandrina is the source of this 3640-nucleotide messenger RNA. Lineage: Eukaryota; Metazoa; Cnidaria; Anthozoa; Scleractinia; Pocilloporidae. The record is from the annotation of a GenBank genome assembly.